Molecule: messenger RNA, 1122 nt
Organism: Centruroides sculpturatus (bark scorpion)
Lineage: Eukaryota; Metazoa; Arthropoda; Arachnida; Scorpiones; Buthidae
Product: ubiquitin carboxyl-terminal hydrolase 7-like
Exons: 13
Coding region: 1-1107 (368 amino acids)
Biological process (GO): protein deubiquitination
Molecular function (GO): cysteine-type deubiquitinase activity; protein binding
Source: RefSeq, a predicted model, not a curated record
AUGGAAAAAAUUCAACAUCUAUUCUACAGUAAAGAGAAUGAUUGGGGAUUUAGUCAUUUUAUGGCGUGGAAUGAUAUUUUGGAUCCAGAAAAAGGUUUUAUUAAAGAUGAUACUAUAAUACUUGAAGUUUGGGUAUGUGCAGAUGCUCCUCAUGGUGUCAGUAGUACAGGAUGCCCUUUAGUGGGCAUUCUAGCAGCAGCAAUGUCAUUCUGUGUACAUUUAAUAUUUUCUGUUAAAUUUUCUUAUCUAAUUUAUAAUAUUUUUAUAUUAACAAUUUCAGAUGAAGCAAGAUCAGAAGCAACUUUCAGAUUUACAGUUCCCAAUUUCAGCAAACUCAAAGAUACUUUGCUCAGUCCACCUACAUUUGUGAGAAACCUUCCAUGGAAAAUAAUGGUAAUGCCACGAACAAACCAAAGUCAGAGUCGAGAAUUAACGAAAGGAUUAGGAUUCUUUUUACAAUGUAACGGAGAAUCAGAGUCGUCAACUUGGUCCUGUAAUGCAGCAGCAGAAUUAAGACUUAUUGGUCAGAAAGAGGGAACAGAAGAAAAUUUUGUAAGAAAAAUUCAACAUCUAUUCUACAGUAAAGAGAAUGAUUGGGGAUUUAGUCAUUUUAUGGCGUGGAAUGAUAUUUUGGAUCCAGAAAAAGGUUUUAUUAAAGAUGAUACUAUAAUACUUGAAGUUUGGGUAUGUGCAGAUGCUCCUCAUGGUGUCAGUUGGGAUUCAAAGAAGCAUACAGGUUAUGUAGGAUUAAAAAACCAAGGUGCUACUUGUUAUAUGAAUUCUCUACUACAAACACUCUUUUUCACUAAUCAGUUAAGAAAGGCUGUCUAUCAAAUGCCUACAGAGAGUGAUGACUCUUCAAGGAGUGUAGCGUUGGCUUUACAAAGAGUAUUUUAUGAAUUACAGUUUUCUGAUAAGCCAGUUGGUACAAAGAAACUCACAAAAUCUUUUGGUUGGGAGACAUUAGAUUCAUUUAUGCAGCAUGAUGUACAGGAAUUAUGUCGUGUGUUGUUAGAUAAUAUGGAAAGUAAAAUGAAAGGAACUUGUGUUGAAGGUACAAUUCCAAGACUAUUUGAAGGAAAAAUGACUGUAAGUGAAUAUAAAUGAUAAUGUAUUAUUUUU